Molecule: messenger RNA, 459 nt
Organism: Pisolithus orientalis
Lineage: Eukaryota; Fungi; Basidiomycota; Agaricomycetes; Boletales; Pisolithaceae
Exons: 2
Coding region: 1-459 (152 amino acids)
Source: RefSeq, a predicted model, not a curated record
AUGUAUUUCGCGAAGACUCUGCUUUACCUUGCUACGCUCCUCGGGUUUGCCUUGGCCCAGUCGAUGGAGAUCUUGGCACCACCUGCUGGCACUACUCUGACCCCUGGCAAUAACUUCACUGUCCAACUACAAAUGUCGAACUUCCCCGAGAACAUUGAUGUCGUCGCCGUUGUGAUCGGUCUACAACACUGCUUGGGGACGCAGUGCGAUCCACCCACCGAAGUCAUGGGCAGCAUCCUCUAUCAGGGUCCGUUCACCCCUCCAGUCGGACAGUUGACCGCCAAUUAUUCCGUCGCCGUGCCGAGUUCGUUCUCCAGCGGGACUGCCCAGCUCGGUGUGAUUAACUUCUUCAUGGUCGGGGUAGGUCUUUCUGCCGCAAUUUCUCUCCUGAGCGAGUUUAACAUGUGCCGGUGCUCUUUUACAGGCGGGUUACAUGCCAGUGGUUCAAUAUCUGAAUGA